UCACCAACUCCCACUGUCAGCAGAGAAGUUGUCAUAGUAACGUCUGUCCUUAUUUUCACCCUUGGGGUUAUUGGGAAUGGCUUCAUCUGCUUAGGAUUCUGUCGUUUCCGUCAGCUGCGCUCCCUUACCAACUAUUUCGUGCUGAACCUUGCCGUUGCAGAUCUUCUGUUAGUGGCAGCCCUUGCAGGGUGGAUUAUACACGAUAUUCGUGGGAACCCACCCGAUGAAAAAAUUCUGAUCUCACUUCUCAUCAAUAUUGACGUGUUGUGCUUCUCGGCAUCGAUGCUUAACAUGAUGGCGAUCAGCUUGGACAGGUAUUGCGCAGUUACCUAUCCUCUCCAAUACCCACACAUCAUCACAGAGUCACGUGCCCACAUCGCGACUUUCCUUAUUUGGGCGUACUCUUUAGCCAUGGCGGGUAUUGGUGUGAGUCGAUUUUUCACGGACGCAAUGGAAAAUUCUGACAAGAUUUUCGUGACAGUAUUAAGUACCGUCAAUUUUUUGAUCCCGGCUGUAGUGAUGGUUCUCACACAUUUAAGCAUCCUCAGAAUUGCUUGGAAUGCUAAGCAUAGGUCAAUGGUGGAUCUUGGCGGAAUUGAAGGGGUGCAUAACAUGAUGGAGUUGAUCUCGAGCCUGAAGCUCUCCUUUAAUACAUUCGUCAUCUUGGUCCCCAUGGUAACCGCGUGGGGCAUUUUUUACGGAGUAACGGUGUUAGAGACACUCUGGCCAAUCCACAUUCAGCUUUCUGCGGGGUUUUCUAUCACUGUUGGUCUUCUGCCACAUAUAGCAGCUGCUGUCGAUCCCAUUGUUUACAUACUUGUGACAUGUGACUUGCGCAGGAAAUUAUGUCAUUUUUAGAAGAAAAACUGAAACAACAAUGCGCAAUCCUGUCAUUUUACUAUAAGGAAACAUAUUUUUCUGCAUUACUGAUUUGCGAAGAUGCGUGACAGUAAUGGGCUGUAAAUGAAUUUCAGUAGGUGUAAGCUUGCGUGUGUACGUGCAGAUGGAUACAUGAAGCUUCAUAUUAGUGUGUUAAUUGUACCAUAUUAGACGUUUAGAUGUGUAGAAUCGCUCAGUAUUUUGACGAGUUGUGCCGCACUUUGACGAGCCUGCAAGGCAAGUUAAAAUACAAACAAAAAGAAAACAUUGGCAUGCUACGCAUGCAGGAGUUAUUUUUUUAGAUAUGUGGGUUGAAAUGGGACACUUAGUAACUGAUGUUGAUAUCUGAAUAGUUGUUGGCAAUAAUAACCUGCAUUGACACCACGCUUCCUGCAGUCCCCUCCAAAGCCCUAAUUUGAACUCGUCAUGUAACGCUCUCUCUCCAAAUUUGCGUGACGAGACCAAACAACGACCUGCUCGGAGGCUAUAAUAAUGCUUACGGCCGCCUCUUUGUCAGAGACAAAUGUAAUUAUUAUUCUGGCCGUAAAGGGCCACCAUCAGUAAUUCCGUUUGGUUUUACCUGUGCAGAAAAGUGCAUAAUAGGCGUUACGUAGCACUUUUUAAUUGACGUAAAGCAAUGUGAUAGACAUAGCCUAGGAACGAGGUUGAGUUUUGGCGUCGAGUGACAGCACAGGUCACCCAGGCUCACCGUUUGUCAGUGUCACGUACACAUGGUUAAAUAGAGAGAACGUAUG
Messenger RNA from Stylophora pistillata, 1634 nucleotides. RefSeq names its product histamine H2 receptor-like. Gene Ontology annotation, cellular component: plasma membrane. Lineage: Eukaryota; Metazoa; Cnidaria; Anthozoa; Scleractinia; Pocilloporidae. The record is from RefSeq and is a predicted model, not a curated record. Gene Ontology annotation, molecular function: G protein-coupled receptor activity. Gene Ontology annotation, biological process: positive regulation of MAPK cascade; adenylate cyclase-activating adrenergic receptor signaling pathway.